Messenger RNA from Dendroctonus ponderosae (mountain pine beetle), 667 nucleotides. Its product is annotated as acylcarnitine hydrolase. NCBI's taxonomy places the organism in Eukaryota, Metazoa, Arthropoda, Insecta, Coleoptera, Curculionidae. The record is from RefSeq and is a predicted model, not a curated record.
GGAUGAUUGUGGACGGAAUGGUAGAGCCCCACUUGAACUACAUCUACUGGACUGAAAAAGAGUACAACGUCCCUGGACUGUUGCACCUGGAAAAGGGCAGCGCCCUAUCCAGACGGCUCGGAGAUGAAAUAGUGAGCUUCUACUUUGGAAACGGGCCGAUAUCCAGAGACACGCACUUGCGGCAGUUCUACGACAUAACCACCGAUAAUUCGUUCCUCAGGGGCAUUUUCAGUUCGGUCCAGCAUCACCUGCGCACCUCCAACUGCCCCAUCUACAUGUACCGGCUGUCUCUGGACUCAGACCUAUGCUUCUACAAGCGCAUGCUGGGCAUUGAGCUACCGGGCGUUUGUCAUGCUGACGAGAUCGGCUACUUGUUCUCCACCCUACUAACUUCCGCUCCAGAAGCUGGAAGCGUGGAAGAUGUUGCCCAGAGGCGCAUGUGUCGGCUCUGGGCCAACUUCGCCAAGUACUCCAAUCCGACUCCGGUUCUGGAUCCGCUACUGGAAAUCACUUGGCCUCCAGUCGCCGACCAUCAGAACGUGGCCUUUCUGGAUAUUUGCCAGGAACUGAAGGUGGAGUUCGAUCCGGAACCCGAACGCAUGAAGUUUUGGGAGCGGAUUUACUCGGAGGGUUUACUUGUUUCGAAACUAUAAAAGGCAAAUUUGGG